AUGACGCCAUGGACAUUGGACCAAAAGGAUACGUCAACGGCUACCAUGGAGAUUGUUUCAUGCUUUACAUCUAAAACGCUAGGACAGCCUCCAGACGCCGACCUCUACGCCCUUCAAAGAUGCACGACGCACCAGCAGCUGGGUGAUGACAAACUCAUCAUUUGUGUUGAGAAAACAUCGUGGAGAGUUGAAGGAGUUGGAUUUGCCGUAUACUCAUCAUUCCUUGUCGACUCGCAUGAGAUCCUACAAUCUCUGGCUAUCCUUCCCCUCCGUCCUCUCCAUCAAGAAAUCAGCACUAUCAUGAACUGCUCUUCUCCAAUAUCAGCAACUGAUGACUGAUCACAAGCAGGCGGUUCCAAGGAUUACGAGAUUUGUCGAGAGUACUGCCUACCUCUCGUCCCAACCUUCAUCGACUAUAAGAAAGCGUUUUACAGCAAUAAGAUUGGUGCCAUACUUCCAGCGCUCCUCGAUCAAGGUGUGGACUCGUCUUACAUAAGGACAUUGAUCGACUCCGCAAGAACUGCCCUACAAUGA
This is a messenger RNA of Strongylus vulgaris, 534 nucleotides long. The record is from the annotation of a GenBank genome assembly. Lineage: Eukaryota; Metazoa; Nematoda; Chromadorea; Rhabditida; Strongylidae.